AUGAACUCAGUUAGCAUUUCCGUGGCCACGGCAUACCUCACAGUGCUGGUUCCACCCAUGGUUACCGUAACACCGCUGACUCAGACCGCGAACGAGACACAACAGGCGGUGUUCACAUGUGAACUGACAGCCGGCACUCCACCGUUCACGUUUGCCUGGGACAGUGGUAGUAUCCCGUCUACAGAGUACGCUAUCGCUCAGCUUUCACCGACAAUAUCCACGUUGACAAUUUCGGCAGCCUUUGUCAACACACAUACUGGAUCAUACACAUGUAAUGUUACACUGGGCAGAGAAGCCAGUUUGAGACGGUCGGCUGAAGCCACUGGCAGCUUAGUGGUCCAGAUUCCUCCGGUAAUAACAGAGUUUAAUGCUGUCACAACGGACAUCUCGCUUAUGCCGACGUUGACUUGUGUCGUUCGUGCUGAACCUCAACCGUCUGUGAUGUGGCUGGAUGCGAAUGGUGCUGACAUUACGUCAUCUGACUUUACAGUGGCUGCCCUAGCACCCAUGGCUAACUUUACAUACACCAGUCAGCUGCAGUUCAAUCGUCUCGCUGCAUUAUUAGAUGAAAUGAUGUACACAUGUGUUGCUAGUAAUGCAGCUGGAAGAGCCGAACAAUCUGCUAUGCUGACAGUGAACGAGGCUCCGUCGAUUGUCCAACUGGACGACGUCACCAUAGUCACUGACCAAAUGGCUCAGCUGGUAUGCCGAGUGCGCGCCAAGCCCCUGGCCAUGAUCACCUGGACCCCACCGCCGGGAGUUGUCACGGCAUUCACAGAUGCGACUGGUCCGGACGCCUCGGACAGCAUGAUUCAGGUCGGCAUCCUGUCGUUCAUUAGCAAUAACGUACCAGCUGACGCUGGCAUGUAUACCUGCAAUGCCGUGAACUCUGUCAAUAUCGUCACGGGUACAGCUUCACUCACUGUCCUUGUUCCACCCAUGGUUACCGUAACACCGCCGACUCAGACGGUGAAUGAGACACAACAGGCAGUGUUCACCUGCGAAGCAACAGCCGGUACUCUACCGUUCAUGUUUGCCUGGGACAGUGGAAGUAUACCAGCUGCAGAGUACGCUAUCGCUCAGGUGUCACCAACCAUGUCUCUAUUGACGAUUUCCUCAGCCUUUGUCACCAGACAUACUGGAUCAUACACAUGUAAUGUUACACUGGACAGAGAAGCCAGUUUGAGACGGUCGGCUGAAGCCACUGGCAGCUUUGUGGUUCAGAGGCGAUAG
Molecule: messenger RNA, 1233 nt
Organism: Sycon ciliatum
Lineage: Eukaryota; Metazoa; Porifera; Calcarea; Leucosolenida; Sycettidae
Product: leucine-rich repeats and immunoglobulin-like domains protein 1
Exons: 6
Coding region: 1-1233 (410 amino acids)
Source: RefSeq, a predicted model, not a curated record